AUGAGGAUCACAAAGACACUAUCAGCCAGCAAUGACCCUAUCUUAGUGAUCACCAUCCACCCUGGUGGCGUGCCUCCAAGGUACAUGGUAGGGACCCUGUUGCACGUCCUUUAUGACCACCGUUCCCGCGAUGUGCUCAAUAUCCCAUGCCUUAGUUUGCUCAAUCAACUCUCCGAAUAUACAAUGGCUCAAUCCUCGUUGCCCUCUCUUCCCCUCGAGAUUUUCGAGAUGAUCUGCGACGAGCUCCCCACCCCGGAUCUAGCGGCCCUCGUCGGCACCUGCUGCCACACAUACCACCGCACCAUUCAUCGCUUCGCCCAACGAUACGUUGAAGUCUACCUUGACUUUUCCGAUACCAGUCUCAACCACCUGCAUGCCAUCUCUCAGAACCAUAUCAUGCGCCAAUAUGUCCAGCGACUCGUCGUCAUGGCUCCGGAGCCAUAUCUCGGUCGGGACAGACCGUGGCACCGGACCGCGGCAGGCCACUUGCGCAAUCCAAGGGAUAUAUCAUCCAUCCGACGCUUUCGCGAUGAUCUUGUCCACCGACUGGUCAACUGCCGAUCGUUCAUUAUCUCGCCGAUCCCAAGCCCCGAACCUGAACCCUCCGAGACAGAACCCUCACGGGAUGACCAUCUCGUCCCGGAUGACGUCGCAUAUAUCCUCUGGGACAUUAUCGCCGAUGCAUCCCUACCGAUCAAACUCUUCUGGUACGGUAAAGGAAUGAACUACACGUCGGAGACAAUGGACAUCAAACGCCUACCGAAACAUCUAAUCGGCAAUGCCGGGUUCCGAGCAUCCUGGAUGCAGUUGGAGAACUUACAUUUGGAGCAUGAACUCACGCCGUACAAUUUCUCCUUUCUUCUUGAUUUAAUCCUCCAUGGGCCUGCGCUUCGCAAACUCUAUCUCAGUCUGGGUCCGUCAGACCUGGCGAUGGAAUUCUUCGCCGAGCUUGCCAGAUCCGAGACACUGCCAGGCAUGCUUGAGAGACUCACCUUGGCAUUUACUACAAUUCAGGCGGAUGAUCUACUGCGUAUUCUCUGCGCAUCGCGACUGAGUCUGCGACGGCUCGAUCUAUCGGGUGUAACGGGUCUGUCGACAGGAUGGCUGGCGGUGCUGAGUAGUCUACUGGGGGAGUUUCCGCACUUGGAGACCAUCGAGCUGGAUACGUUGUAUGGAGGUGAGGGCGUGACGCUGUCCACGGCAACGACAUGCGGGUUAUCUCAGAAGGGAUUCGGAAGGGGUCGGGGUUCCCUAGAGGAAAUGGGGAUGAAGUUGGUGGAUCUUACGAGCCAGGGGGGGAUGUUAGACCUGAGUAAAAUGCAAGGGACGGGAUUAACAAUAUAA
This is a messenger RNA of Aspergillus tanneri, 1344 nucleotides long. RefSeq lists its product as uncharacterized. The coding region runs from base 1 to 1344 and encodes 447 amino acids. The transcript has a single exon. Lineage: Eukaryota; Fungi; Ascomycota; Eurotiomycetes; Eurotiales; Aspergillaceae. The record is from RefSeq and is a predicted model, not a curated record.